AGUGGGUUGAAGGUGUGUCGGCGAUCUGUUGUUUUCGAUCUUUUGGCGGGACUGGGAGACAAGCGCGGUGGUUGUUCGGAGACGCGGAGACGACACCACCCUCCUUGUCAACAAACAGCCGCGGUCCUCCCAAGAUGGUUGCACAAACUGGGGAUUGGUGGUGAUAGAUGAAUUGAUGCGCUGCGCUACCGUGCUGCAGCGAGUUAUCCUUCUUUGGGGAGGCCGGGUUGCUGGAUGGCAAAGCUUUGUUGCCCGCUCGCUGAAAGGGCUUGCAUGUGUGUGCGGACAUAGGCCGCGUAUCAAGGAGGUGGGAGACAAGAAGGAGAAGCGCGCAUUUAUUUGGAGUGUCAUCUGCUCACUUUCUCAAUUGGACGCACACCCUCAGGUUGGGUGACGAUGCUACCUUGCAGCAUCCCCCGGAUGACAUGUUUCUGUGGGAGAAGCGGAGAUCUUAUUCCAGCGACCCCGACAAUAAUAUGAUGGACCCCUCCAGGAUUUUGGGAGUUGAAGGACGGGAAUGAUGACAUUUGGCGAAGAUCAAACUUGAGCGAUAGAAGUGAUGAUGAAAGACCGGGCCUUCGAUCUGGUCCGCUCCUCCCUUGCUCGGUUGCUCUUGCGGUCAACGGCCAGCUUCCCUCAAAACUGGAAAGCGUGGGGUUGGCACCUGCAUCUUGCUUGAAAAUAUAUCGACCAGCCGCGGUGGUGGAGUGGAGAUUAGGUCACACACACAACCUCCAGACUCCCAUAUCCGAUAUCGUCACCACCAAGCCACCUUCAUUGUGUCGUUUGCGAUAUCCGCAUUGACGUUGAUAUCUUUUAUUGUCGUUUCUUUUUGUACCGUUGGUGGAGUUGGUUGAUCUGGACUGUUCAACGAACCCCUGGACAGCGCGGCCACCCAGCGAUACCAAAGCAGGUAUAGCGCUGACUGGGGCUCGCGCUGCGCAAAAGCCACGCGAUGGCCUGGUUGUCUGUCUUCCCUUGCUUCGAGUAUAGGUACUCUGUAUCUACACAGCGCACAGGGUGUUACAACCGAGUGCAAUUCACCAAAGGGAACAUUGCACAAGCGAGCCCCCCUAAUAUCGCGGCCGGCGAUUUCAGGGAUUCCUUCCAGAAGCUGCAAUGGAUAUAGAUGAAGCUGCCCGCAAAAGGGCAUGAAAGAGGGCGGCACAGGGCAUCGCCGAAGGGAUUCUACAACAAUGCGCCCAAUUCCAGCCUCAAGCACUCGGCAGCCGCUUCCGCGAUGAGUUGUCCAACACCCACCUCGAGGUGCAGAUGGAUGCAGGCACGCGCCGGAAUACAACUUGCCCCUCCUGCCUGACUGUGACUGUUCUGGAACCGGCCAGCAGUUCAUCGCAUCUCUAUUCCUUUCUUUUUCGACCAACCAUACUUGAGCCUCUCUUCUGUCUGAUCUUGGUCGGGCAUCGGGGUGAACAUCUACAACACAACCUAUCAAACUCACGGACUCUUCACCAGCCGUUGCAAGGGUUCGAGGGACCCCGGCAAAGCCCAAAUCAAGACAAGACCCACCGCCUCCGUUCUCCACCGCAGCGGCCCCAAGCGCAACCCCCCCUCACCAUCCCCCUCCCCUCCAUCACCGUCGCAUCAAGUCUGCGAUCCUUGCUCUUGCAGCAGCGCCGCCGCCGGGCAACCUGGAGCAGUCAAGAAUCCGCCGCGCGCAGCAUUAAAUAUCCGCCCACUGCCCACUGCCCAGUGGCGCGCUGCCUGCGGAAGAGUGAUGGGGCGACGUGCUUCUGUCCAACUGUUUACACUGGCCUGCACCACCCUCUGCAGCUCCGCGUCGACCCGGUGGGCCAGGCAGGUUAUAGGUUGUUGAUAGCUCUCUGUCCUUGGUCCUCUUGCCUUCAGCCGGCACCGCUUCCCCCCCGUCUCACAGCAGCAACAGAGGAGGAGCCGCAUUGCUGGCCAUGUGGAACUUGUAACGGUGAGACGUUGGAAGAAGGAAACUGUGCGUCGGGACCCAGGAUUAUCCUCCGCAAGGCACUCUGGAACCGGCGAAUCACGACUCACUCCUCGCCAUCAACACCUGUUUUGUGCCCAGAUGGCUGUGACAGUCGAAGCCCAUAUCUGCUCACUCUAACCCAAUUUCUUCAUCCGACCCCUCCCUCUUUUCCCAAAAGCCUGUCGUUACCGUUAUCGAAAAAAGGGGAAAAAAAAAAAAAAGGUCCGUUGUAGACAACGCCGAUCAAUAUGCCGAGCAUAUUCGGAAGGUCUGGCUCCAGCACUCCGGCCGGGGCCCGUGCCAAGACCGGGAAGUCGAUCCGGGGUGCCAUCAUCUCGGCCCCGAUCCCGAUACCCAGCACUGUCGAUGAUGACGAGUUCCCCAUGCGCAAACCCGGAUCUGCAAAGGCAUCGACAGUCACCGACGAAGAGUUUCCGAUUAGAAGACCGGGAACAGGAAUUGCCACGCCUUUACCCCUGGCUGAUGAGCAUUCGCCAUCACUGGACGGGAAGCACGAGCGCGACCAUGAAAAGGGAAGCGGAGACGAGAGGGAUCUUCCAGACGAGGUGGUUCCCGUAUCCUCCAUGUUGGGCGGCGCUGUCGACAAGGAGACUGGCGAGAUCAUUCCCGAAGCGCCGUCAGAUCCACCACCUGGGCCUCCGUCUCGCUUGAGUACUCCGGCCGGGGCGCCGCCGGCACCACGAACUGCGUCCACAACGCCACCAAAUCGCACCUCACCGCGAGGACCUUCGCCGCAAGGGAUUUCGCCAUCUAGAGUGUCACCGCCGAGGGCAUCACCACCAGCAAGAAGAGCAACACAGCCAGCAAUCAGCACGCAGCUCAGGUACUCGACCAUCAGUGAUGCGCCUAGCAAAAACACCACUCAAAGCACUGUGCCGCAGCGGAAGAAAUCUACGCUGCGGUCGGCUUUGGGAAAGCUAUUCGGCCGUGGCAAGAAGAAGCAAAAUGUUCAGGACACCAGCCCUACGCCGAUCCCGGAAGUUGAGCCUGUCAGCUCGAUACAGCAUAGAAGUGAUCCAACUGCACUCGGCAGGCCAAAUCACCCACCAGCAAAGCGCUCAGCUUCACUUCCCAUCAGCGAGUUCGACCGGCCCCUGAGGUCUCAUUCUAUCGGCCCUGACGACAUCAUGGCCAUUGAGAGCGCACGAAACUCGAUGCAGUUGGCAGGAGAGGGUGGUUCAUCUGUUGCAAACCCGAAUAAUCGUCGCAGAGCUGCAACGACGACCAGUCGGAUGAUGUUCCAGCAGCGUUUGCGCAACCCAGAAUGGGGAGCCGGUCUAUCACCACGACCUGCGAGUGCUCAAGGACGGGGUGGAAGUAGCAAGGAGGAAAACCACGCCGUUACGCACGAUCCGGAUGAAAUUGGGCGUGCCAUCACCAGUGAUAACGGCCACGGUCUGCGGCGGCGGUCUAGGAGCUUGUCUGGUCUUCAGGACUUUGCCAAUGCCCGACCUGUGACGGCCCGGAGACGAAGUGAUGAGAUGCGUUUCUGGCGGCAGUCAUACGACCCAACCGGUCUCAUGUCACCAUUAUCAUCCAAUGCCCCUGACAUUGACGACACAGGCGUGGUGGAUGUCAGCGCUCCAGACAGCCCAGCAGUCGAAGUGCCACCAAAAACACCGCCGCAGCCCUUCAAUUUUGGUCUGCUGUCCAAAGACAUGCUCGGCAUGAAGAUAACCCAUGCUGCCAACUUGGACACCCGAGUCGGAAACCUCGAGUCACGAACUCGCAAGCUGGAGAGGGUAGUCACCCAGCUCUGUCACGCCGUCCCCGGAUUCAGAGGUCCCCUAGGCGAUACCACUCCCACUCCUGCAACGUCACAAAACGAACCCUUCCCAGUCCAAAAGAAGGUCUCGGUCCAGCAACCCCAAUUCGGCUUUUCCACCUCGACGCCUCCACCAACGAUACCAGCCAUCUACAAUCCCAUUCCCCCAACGCCCGUCCAACCAAGCAGCAGCUCCCGCAAGUCACUAGAAACCGAAGACAGGGACACUCACUCCCUUUUAUCCUUUGGCGAAGCACCCACCUUUAUCGGCUCCCUCCACCCGCCGUCCUCGUCGGCAACCCAAGCCGCCCCACCACCACCACCACCACCACUACCACCAACCCCCAUCCCUUCCCGACCAACAGAAGAAACCGUUACGCAACUCAAAGCCGAACUAGCAUCUGAGCGCGCCGCCCGCCAAGACCUCGAGUCUCAAGUGAGGAAACUUUCCGAACGGCUGAAUACCCUGUCUUCGACUGUCUUCGCCAUGGUGCGCAGCCCGUCCGAGUCACGGUCUCAGGAGCGGCUGAUUGCGCCGGCUGCGUCGAGUAGUAGUUUGAGUACUGGGUCUCCGUUGCUGUUGCCGAAUAGUCUGAAGGGGACGACGACGACAAGGGCAAAGUCGCACGUUCCUGCUGUUACGCAGCAGGGGCAGGAGCAGUUGAGUGUUUUUGAUGAUGAUGAUGAUGAGGAGGAGGAGGAGGAGGAGGAGGAGGAAAAGGACUUUCAGACUCCGAUGGAGGUGGUCAAGUACGGGGCUUUUGGGGAGGAGUUGAAGGAUCAUGGGGUUGUUGGGGAAGAAGGGGGGGAUGAAGAUGGGGGUGGGGGUGGGGGCGGGGGAGGGGAGGAGAAUAAGAGGAGGAAGGCGGCGAGGACGUUGAGUUUGAGUCAGUUGACUUUGGGGAGGGGAGGGGGGAGGGGGCAGGUUUGAUAGGGCACCAUGAGCGACAUACGACGGCGGCACGACGAUUGUUGAGUCAUUUCUCGAGGACAUUUUGUUUACAUACCAUCUACACCCUUCUCUGCAUUUUGGCAUAGCUGGCGGGCAUUUCUUUCUUUCUUUUUCUUCGCAGUGUGUUAUUGUUUAAGGCAUAUAUAUCAUCUUAUAUCUUUCUUACCGGGCGUGUUUUUGCUGUCAUGGGGUUGGGGGAAGUUAAUACUGGGUAUCAAAGAAAGAGGUUUUGUAGUUUUUUUUUUUUUUUUUUUUUUGCGUUGGGAGGAUGUCUGCGUGUGUUUAUGUAUAACUAGAUACCCCCGUUUCCGGAUUUUGUAUUUAGGAUAGGGACAGAAGAGAGCUUUUCUGGUUGCUUGGGAAUGUUGAAUUGAGG
Messenger RNA from Podospora pseudocomata, 5074 nucleotides. RefSeq lists its product as uncharacterized. The transcript is spliced from 2 exons. NCBI's taxonomy places the organism in Eukaryota, Fungi, Ascomycota, Sordariomycetes, Sordariales, Podosporaceae. The coding region runs from base 2209 to 4677 and encodes 822 amino acids. The record is from RefSeq and is a predicted model, not a curated record.